AAGUAGCAGCAGUAUAAAAACAAAGCUGUGCUUCAGUAGCCUGAAGAAAGUGAAAGUGAAAGUGGAUGAGUUACUGAGUUAUUACAUGUAAGAACAGGAGCAUUAUUCUCUGGUAAACUCCAAUAACCCUGAGUCUGUGUAGGAAAUAGAGGUGUUGUUGGACACUGGAGCAGACACUCUACUUGGACUUUCCAGCUAAGCACAUUGUUCAUAUGAACAUCCAGCCAGAAACACGAUCCACCACCAUCAUGAUUUCCAAGGCCGUAAAAUCCAUGUUGAAGGAAGUAGAUUCUAACGGUAGCCUGAUCCCUGUGUCCAGUCUGAACGACAGCUCUGGUAAACUGAAUCUCCUCUCACUCAUUGUGAAGACCAGGCCCAGAUGUGGAUGCUUCUGGCAGGAACCGAAAUACCAGUCCAGAGGCUUUUCCCUGAGUGAUGUGCUGAAGCCUGGAGAACCUGAAGACAAACCUUUAAACCCAGAUGUGAAGAAGUCGGACUUCGUGGACCACAGUGGGACAUUUGGUGACAAGAAAGAAAUCAACUCAGAUGGAAAUGUGGAGGGAUUGGCGGCUGAUUUAAAACUUAACUUGUGCUUAAAACGCUUCAACGAACAAGAGUCGUCCUUUGGCAGACUGAAGAAAGAGGCGGUGGAAGUGAAGGAGUUGGUUAACUACUCGAAAGACAAACGUCUGGACAUGACCCACCCUGUGAUCAAGCAGACCCGGGAGAAGCCCAGGGCAGUAUUAGGGGUGUUGACGGGAGGAUUAUGACAUCACAACCAUGCCAGGUCACAAACAAAGUCCGGAAGCAUGGAUAUGCAGGAGCCACCGUGAGCGCCUGCGUGGCCCUGAGCGUGAAGGCCUCUAUGAAGCAGAGUGGCAGUACUCAGACAGAAAGUGAUGUGUCGCUGAAGAUUCCUGAAUAUACUGUCAUUGCCUUCAGUCUAAUUGAACUCAAGGUCAAACCCAAUGGAAAGUUUGAGCUGUGCCUCAUCCGCAACAAUGGGGGCUUUGAAAAAGUUAGGUCAAAUUACGAGAUGGAAGAGGAUGGAAUUAUGGGCCUGAGAGGCGACUUUGCUCCCAACAGCCCCCUAAAUCUGAACAAAGAACUGGAGAAACUGAGUGGUCAUUUCCAGCUGCUGUCAGUCCUGUCAGCAGUCACACGUUCCUCUCUGCUCCAGCUCCUCAAGACAACCAUGGUGGACAGAGAGGCAGUCAGUGUGCUGGAGAGUGUG
Salmo salar (Atlantic salmon) is the source of this 1234-nucleotide messenger RNA. The record is from RefSeq and is a predicted model, not a curated record. NCBI's taxonomy places the organism in Eukaryota, Metazoa, Chordata, Actinopteri, Salmoniformes, Salmonidae.